UGUUUACCAGGUCUGUGAAGAAAAAAUGAUAUAAAUACCAUUUAAUGGUGUGGAAUAUUCGCCCUUCUCUUUUUCUUUUUGGAUUCCAGCGGCCACCACGUAUGUCCACUGGUCAAAUUGCGUGAACAGUGCUUUAGACAGAAAGUAGACCAAAAGUUACAGGGGUCAUUACGCACCCGAUGACGUAACCAAUCAAGUUCUUGUCUCUGUGUGCUCGUCUGUUCUCCAAAAAGGGGUAGCCAGGGAUACUAAUAAUCAUUGUCUUAAUGAAUGGGCAAUCAUCAACCACCCAAGGAACGCAAAAGUUAAUAUAAUCUGUGUCGCAGACUUUGCAGUCAACUGAACUUCAUCACCCGGAUUGAGCUUUCAGAGACAGGUUUUCUGGGAUGCGUUCCGGUGGGUCUGACAGAACUCCUCUGUUGGACCGAGGAGGAAGAAGAAAGAGGAAUGAGACCUUGGAAAAUGAUAACUUGACUGACCUUGAGCAUGGGGAUGCAGUACCGGCUGCAAAUGUGAGCUUUACUAGAGUAUUUUCACUUGCAAAGCCUGAUGCAGGGAAACUCAUAUUAGCAACAAUCGCUCUCUUGAUUGCUUCCACGUCAAGUAUAUUGAUUCCAAAAUUUGGAGGGAAGAUAAUAGAUAUUGUGUCAGGAGAUAUCAGAACACCUGAACAGAAAGCUGAAGCAUUAACUGCAGUCAGGAACACCAUACUAGAAAUUUUUCUGAUUGUUGUAGUUGGUUCAGUUUGCACAGCACUACGAGCAUGGUUAUUUUCUUCUGCAAGUGAAAGGGUGGUUGCUCGAUUGAGAAAGAACUUGUUUAGUCAUCUUAUUAACCAGGAGAUAGCCUUCUAUGAUAUUACUCGAACAGGGGAACUUUUGAGCAGGCUAUCUGAAGAUACUCAGAUCAUAAAGAAUGCAGCAACUACCAAUCUUUCUGAGGCCCUUAGAAAUUUGUCAACUGCAUUUAUAGGCCUGGGUUUCAUGUUUGCAACAUCAUGGAAGCUAACAUUGCUGGCUUUGGCUGUUGUGCCGGCAAUUUCUGUGGCUGUUCGAAAAUUUGGCCGCUUCCUUCGUGAACUUUCUCACAAGACUCAAGCUGCAGCAGCAGCAGCUGCUUCAAUUGCUGAGGAAUCAUUUGGUGCAAUUCGCACGGUUAGAUCUUUCGCACAAGAAGGUUAUGAGAUAUCACGUUACUCUGAGAAAGUUGAUGAGACACUAAAUCUUGGACUUAAACAAGCUAAAGUGGUGGGGCUCUUCUCUGGAGGUCUAAAUGCUGCAUCAACAUUAUCAGUUAUCGUGGUAGUUAUCUAUGGAGCUAAUUUGACAAUAACAGGUUCCAUGACCCCUGGUGCUCUAACGUCCUUCAUUCUUUAUAGCCUUACAGUGGGAUCUUCUGUAUCUGGACUCUCAGGGUUAUACACAGUUGCAAUGAAAGCCGCAGGAGCGAGCAGGCGCGUUUUUCAGCUUCUGGAUCGCUCCUCAUCAAUGCCAAAAUCAGGAAAUAAGUGUCCAUUGGGUGAUCAAGAUGGAGAUGUGGAGUUAGACGAUGUCUGGUUUGCCUAUCCGUCCCGUCCUAACCAUAUGGUACUCAAGGGAAUAACGCUUAAACUGCAGCCUGGCUCAAAGGUUGCUCUUGUUGGCCCUAGUGGUGGAGGAAAAAGCACAAUAGCAAACUUGAUUGAAAGGUUUUAUGACCCAAUGAAAGGAAAGAUUCUACUAAAUGGGGUUCCUUUGGUAGAAAUUUCACAUGAACAUCUUCACAGGAAGAUCAGCAUAGUAAGCCAGGAACCAGUCCUUUUCAACUGCUCAAUAGAGGAAAACAUAGCCUAUGGAUGCGAAGGCAAGGCCAACAUUAGCGAUAUAGAAAAUGCAGCAAAAAUGGCCAAUGCGCAUGAAUUCAUAUCAAAAUUUCCAGACAAAUAUCAGACUCAUGUUGGAGAGCGUGGAGUACGGCUUUCAGGAGGACAGAAACAGAGGGUAGCAAUAGCAAGAGCCCUGCUGAUGGAUCCAAAGAUUCUCCUUCUGGAUGAAGCCACAAGUGCUCUAGAUGCUGAAAGUGAAUACCUCGUGCAGGAUGCCAUGGAUUCUCUAAUGAAGGGAAGAACAGUUUUAGUUAUAGCCCAUCGGCUAUCAACUGUCCAAAGUGCAGAUACUGUGGCAGUCGUUUCUGAUGGCCAGAUUGUUGAAAGUGGCAACCAUGAAGAGCUUCUUGGCAAAGAUGGGGUGUACACUGCAUUAGUUAGGAGACAAUUACAAGCACCUAAGACAAACUUGUAGGUUGAACUAUGAAUUAUGUCUGUCUAUGCAGAUAAUUAUCAUUUUUCGUGUUUUCUUUUCUGUAUCCUCAGAUAAUCUUCUGCUGUUUAUAGUAUUUACAGCAAAUGCUAGCAUCAAACAUAGCAGCUAGUCUUUGAUUAUAGCUCAAUAAAACAAUAAGCUUUGCUUUUUUUAUGUUA
Molecule: messenger RNA, 2458 nt
Organism: Theobroma umbraticum
Lineage: Eukaryota; Viridiplantae; Streptophyta; Magnoliopsida; Malvales; Malvaceae
Product: ABC transporter B family member 25-like
Biological process (GO): oligopeptide export from mitochondrion
Cellular component (GO): mitochondrial inner membrane
Molecular function (GO): ABC-type oligopeptide transporter activity; ATP binding; ATP hydrolysis activity
Source: RefSeq, a predicted model, not a curated record